Canis lupus familiaris (dog) is the source of this 3158-nucleotide messenger RNA. RefSeq names its product SH3 and cysteine rich domain 2 (gene STAC2). Bases 404 to 1645 code for a protein of 413 amino acids. The record is from RefSeq and is a predicted model, not a curated record. The transcript is spliced from 12 exons. NCBI's taxonomy places the organism in Eukaryota, Metazoa, Chordata, Mammalia, Carnivora, Canidae. Gene Ontology annotation, biological process: skeletal muscle contraction; positive regulation of protein localization to plasma membrane; positive regulation of voltage-gated calcium channel activity. Gene Ontology annotation, molecular function: protein binding. Gene Ontology annotation, cellular component: extrinsic component of cytoplasmic side of plasma membrane.
GGGGCCGGCGGGGGGAGGGGAAGGGGAUGGGGGGCGGGCGCAGAGGACGGCGGGGCCGGCCGGACACGGACUGCUCCGUCGCUCCCUCCCUCAGCUCAUCCCCGCGUCCCCACUUCCCUCCUCCCCUCGCUCCGAGCAGCAUCCUCUGCAGACCCUCGGUCCUCGUUCCCGGGGUCGUCGGGCUCCCGCGGCUCCGUGUAACUACCCCUCUUCACUGGGCAGCCCGGCAACUUUCUCCGCCCGCUCCCGGGAGUGGGGGGUCGCUUUGCCUGGGCGGAUUGUUCCUGGGGUUCACUGGGGGGGCAGUCUCUGGAGAAGGGCCUCAGGGUCCCAGGGAGACAUCUGCCAUCUGCCACCUGCCCCCGUCGGGUCUCGGCACCCUCUCUUCCCCUCUCCCCCAACCAUGACCGAAAUGAGCGAGAAGGAGAACGAACCGGAUGACGCGGCCACCCACACGCCCCCGGGGACCGUCUCAGCCCUCCAGGAAACCAAGCUCCAGCGGUUCAAGCGCUCACUUUCCCUCAAGACCAUCCUCCGAAGUAAGAGCGUGGAGAACUUCUUCCUUCGCUCAGGCUCUGAGCUCAAGUGCCCCACUGAGGUGCUGCUGACCCCCCCAACCCCGCUGCCCCCUCCCUCCCCACCACCGGCAUCUACAGAUGGGGGCCUCCCUCCCCCGGCCCCCUCCCCCUGCCCCAUCCCACGGCCCCUGGCACCGCUCAAACCGGUCAGACUGCACAGCUUCCAGGAACACGUCUUCAAGAGAGCCAGCCCCUGUGAGCUCUGCCACCAGCUCAUUGUGGGAAACUCCAAGCAGGGUCUGCGGUGUAAGACGUGCAAAGUCAGCGUCCACCUCUGGUGCUCCGAGGAGAUCUCCCGCCAGCAAUGCCCAGGCAAGGCGUCCUCCUCCUUCCGUCGCAACUUCAGCUCUCCGCUCCUUGUGCAUGAGCCACCCCCCGCCUGUGUCACAAGCAAAGAGUCCCCACCCACCGGGGCCAGCGGGAAGGUAGACCCCGUCUACGAGACCCUGCGCUAUGGCACCUCCUUGGCACUGAUGAAUCGCUCCAGCUUCAGCAGUACCUCUGAGUCCCCCACGCGGAGCCUGAGUGAGCGGGAUGAGCUGACUGAGGAUGGGGAAGGCAGCAUCCGCAGCUCAGAGGAGGGCCCUGGAGACAGUGUAUUCACAGCCCCGGCCGAGAGUGAAGGGUCAGGACCAGAGGAGAAGAGCCCCGGACAGCAGGUGGGUGAGAGCAUGCCCCCCAAACCCCCUCUGCGAAAGGACGUGGGGCCCAUGUACUCCUACGUCGCGCUCUACAAGUUUCUGCCCCAAGAGAACAAUGACCUGGCUCUACAGCCUGGGGACCGGAUCAUGCUGGUGGAUGACUCUAACGAGGACUGGUGGAAGGGCAAGAUUGGCGACCGGGUUGGCUUCUUCCCAGCCAAUUUUGUGCAGCGAGUAAGGCCAGGUGAGAACGUUUGGCGCUGCUGCCAGCCCUUCUCUGGGAACAAGGAACAGGGGUACAUGAGCCUCAAGGAGAACCAGAUCUGUGUGGGCGUGGGCAGGAGCAAGGAUGCUGACGGCUUCAUUCGCGUCAGCAGCGGCAAGAAGCGGGGCCUGGUGCCAGCCGACGCCCUGACCGAGAUCUGAGCGUUGCCCAGAGAACCCAGCUGCCACCCCUGCCCAUGCCUGGCCCUUGCUUCUGGCCCCGGGAACAGGAACAGGCAUCUGCCCACACUCUUCCUCCCUCCACCUCUCCUAGGGGCCACUCCCCAUGACUUGGGAGCCUUCUGCACGGAGGAAGGUUUUAUUUUUGGGGUCCCAAGGUACCCCGAGGGGCUUGCUCCCCUGGACUUAGGGGUGAGGGAGGAGGGGACAGUGGGAGGGAACAGGGAAGCUCCAGGUAGGUCCAGCCACUGCCCAGACCCCACUCCCCAGUUGCCUUGCUGAGUGCAGCCCUGGGCAGGGGGGUGUUCCUGGGGAACUCUCCUGCUGCUUUGUCCAGAGGGCCUUCCCACUUCCCAUGUCCACACCACCUUUGCAUGCCUGACACCACUGCCCUCUCCCCGCGGAGCCCCUGCUUGGGUCUAUGUGCGUGUGACCCUGCGGCUGUCCCUUUGGAAGGAAGUGGGGCCGAGUGCCUCAGUCCUCCGCCCCGGGGGUUCAGGGGCGGUGGGAGGGGAUUUAGGACUGCAGGAGGAUCCUGAGUCCACCUGCUGGUUUCACCACCUCUGUCACUCCAUCAAUUCUCAGGAAAGUUCUGUGGGAAUCUCUCCCAUUACUUGAAACCACGGGCGGACAAAGGAGGGGAGGGCCGAGUUCUGGGGAAAGUGUGGUAGAUCAGAGACCGUCUCUUCAAGGAGAACAGUCACCACAGAGCAGCCUCAUGGUACCCUUAUCCACUGGAGAGGGACACUCCAGAAUGACUUGCACCCAGAAACCUGACUGAGAACAAAAAACUAGCCUAUGCUUAGAACCCUCAUUUCACUGUCAGGACUCUAGAAGUCCCUGGUGGCAGGAGGCAGGGCUGGCCACCCAGGGGAGCCUGUGCUGCCUCCUGUCCUGGGUAUCACAAGGCCCACCCCAGGAGUCCUGCCUCAAGGCUGACCAGGCCACUGCUCUUCCUCGCCCUCUCCCUCUGGGCUUUGCAGGAAGCACUGGGACCCCUCCUUCAGUGCAGGGGACCCUUCUGACCGAAUCUGCACCCUUAUCCUGGACAGAGAGUCCUGGGAGGAAGAGGGAGUGCGAGAUGGUUAAGGCAGGCCAACAGUUCUGUUUGACCACCAGGAAAGGAGGGGGUAGGCACCCUGGAGGGGGGGGGGCGCACACAAAGAGGACCCCUCCCUUACAGGUUGUUUUUCUCUGGUGCCAACCUCCCUCUCCCCUCCCAAGCUCAGAGCCUCCUCUUGUGCCCUUGAUCGUGCCAGCCAAUGCCAGCCCCCACCCUGGGCACAGUCACACCCUCCCAUACCCACUAGCCCCUGCUCCACUUCUCCCCCCUCGGAGGGGGGCUCAAGCCACACUGCCCUGUUUGCUGCCAUGAGGCCCCCCCCAGCAAUAUCCCAGGGGCGGGCCCGAUGCCCACUGUACAUGAGGCUGCAUGAUGGGUCUGCUGGGGCAUUGCUGAGCCCCCAGACCCUUAAAUAAAUGUUUCUUGUCCCAA